AUUAAUUAUAAAGAAUAGUCAAAUAGGAAACACAUUAUGUAAUCAUUUCAUAACAACAUUAUUGAUGUAUUUUAUUAAAGCAUUUGAAAUCAUAAACAAAACAUUUGAUACAAAACUAAUUAUAAUUACAAUUUAAUUGCAAAUUAUGUCUAAAUUAAAAUCGGGCAAAAAGUUGGCCGAAAAGGUAAUACAUUCGACACCAAUGGCUCUCUGGAUAUCCGCCGGUUUAGCACAUCCCGGACCACCUCUUGGACCACAAUUAGGACAGAGAGGCAUAAAUAUCUCACAGUUUUGUAAAGACUUUAAUGAGAGGACUAAAGACAUUAAACCGGGAGUUCCUCUGCCCUGCAAUAUAUCCAUUAAUGUGAGUNAUCAAAAACACACAAAUUUGUUGACAAUUAUUAUUAAUUCUGGUUUUACUUAUGCUUUCACUCCGAAGAGAGGCAUAAAUAUCUCACAGUUUUGUAAAGACUUUAAUGAGAGGACUAAAGACAUUAAACCGGGAGUUCCUCUGCCCUGCAAUAUAUCCAUUAAUGCCGACCGGAGCUAUAAUCUGGUGAUCCGAGUGCCGCCCCUCACGUAUUUCAUACGCCAGGCCUCGGGCUCCGAGAGGGGAGCCAUGAACUCAAGCAAAGAGACGGCCGGCUUCUUGACUGUCAAACACGUGUAUGAGAUCGCGAAAGUGAAGAGCACUGAUCCCAUGUAUGACUGCGUCCCUCUCCAGAAGAUUUGCGAAGACAUCAUUGAGUCGGCAAAGAGUUGCGGCAUUAAAGUUGUCUACAAAUUAGAUGUCAACGAAUACAAAGAGUUCUUAGAAGAGAGGAAAAGAGUAGUCGCGGAACAACUCAAAGAACUCGAAGAUAAACGACAGGCGAAGAUGUUGAGGACGGGCUAAGCCAUCGGUUUGCCAUAUGUCAUGUGUGUGUUUAGUAAUCCAUUUGUAGUCAUAAAUUAUCAUAGAGUUUAUUAUGAAAUAUAAAAUGAAUAAACAAUUCAAUGCAAUAUAAAAUGCAUUUAAAUGAAUGUCUAAUUAA
Messenger RNA from Medioppia subpectinata, 1034 nucleotides. The record is from the annotation of a GenBank genome assembly. Lineage: Eukaryota; Metazoa; Arthropoda; Arachnida; Sarcoptiformes; Oppiidae.